Molecule: messenger RNA, 2053 nt
Organism: Cydia fagiglandana
Lineage: Eukaryota; Metazoa; Arthropoda; Insecta; Lepidoptera; Tortricidae
Product: PIH1 domain-containing protein 2
Exons: 6
Coding region: 586-1677 (363 amino acids)
Biological process (GO): box C/D snoRNP assembly; rRNA processing
Cellular component (GO): R2TP complex; cytoplasm; ribonucleoprotein complex
Source: RefSeq, a predicted model, not a curated record
UUUGGCAUGAUUCUAUAAGGAUGCGGCUAAUAUAAGUAUGUACGUUGGAUUGCUUUACACGACGGCAAUGAACAUACUUUCUGUACGUAUCUUUAUAUAAUUGAUAACGAACUUAUCUGUAAGCAUCCUGUAGCUGAAAUUCGAUCAUAAAUAAAAUUAUAAUUAUUUAAAUCUCCGUUUACCGGUUUUCAAACCGGAGUUUAAAAGUGAUUGUUUACAUCACUAGCUAGCGGCCUCCCGUCAUCCAAAAAAAGUAUCGUUCCUCUUUCUCUCUCUGUCCUUUGUGAAAUAUAAUUAAUUUCUCUUAAUUUUAGUACCUAGACCGUUUUGUAUAUCAAAAUAAGCUGUUAAUUAGAUAAACAAAGGUUGUUUUAAAUUAGAUAAUUGGUGAGUGAUAGUGUAGACGGUGUAAUAGAAUAGAAACAACACGAUCCGAUGCCCGGAAGAGUUCAAUAAACUUCGGAUGUCAUUCCGCCAAGCACAGCCAGGCUGGGCCUAACCGGAAUAUAAAUGUCAUUCGAUAUUUUAUGUACGAUUUUUAGAAGUGAUUUUUACACGAAGCAUUCAUGAACUUAUAUUCUUGCUAUGGAAAAUCAAAACCCACCAGAGCGGACUGUGCCAAUACAGUAUGUUCGGGGAUCGAGAGCUUUUAGACAGUUUAAAAAUCCACCUCAGCCACAUAUGUGCAUUCAAGACACUAUACGGGGUACUUCGGAGAAAUUGUUUAUUAAUGUGUUGGGAUGGCAGAAAAUCGCGAAUCCGAAGCAAUAUUCGGACCCUAUACCGCUUUACGGAGGAAUGCAGGUGCCGCAGGGCUGCGGACCCAACAGCACUCGGCCACCACUCCUGGUGUUUGCUGUGAUGGUGAAUCCAGACAUCCUAAAAGCCAAUGGGAAAAAUGCUGCCCAACCUAGUGACAGAGAGGCCCUGGUGAGUUUGCUCUGCGAUUUUGUCGAGGCUAUGAACCCAGGGCUGGUGCUAGCACGGAACCCAACUAUUUUGAAGGACCGCGACCUGGCGGGUGAGCUCAAGGAUGUGUGGCUCGCGGUACAGAACAAGAGAGAACGGGAAAAAGGCAGCCAGGAUGUCAUGUAUAAGGUUUACGACAUCGACGGUAUAGGCGGCGAGGAGCCGGAAGAGUCGCGCGACCAAGGCAAGAAACCAGUCAAAUCAUCCAAACAGAUACUGCUCAACGCCGGACAGAAGUCGGAGUUUGAUUCCGGCAUGAACAACUGUCAGAUCAAUCAGAGCCAUGUCAAUAAUACUGACAAUACUACGUAUUGUACCCCAGUAUACGGACAAAUAGUUUCAAGCAGAGAAAACCACAAUCAAAUCAACGACAUACAGCAAAAACUCUCAUCGAACGACACCAAACCAUCUACAUCAUUCCGGAAAGACUGGAACACUGUCCACGGGAAGACGCCGGAGGGCUGGGACGAGUUCUCCAAACGGAACAUAUCCACCAUCAAGAGCGGAGAAGACAAGAAAUCUGAGAAGAAAGUCAACGGGAAGCCGCACUACGACUUCUUUCCUGUGUUCGACAAUAAAGAAGAUUCUCCGGAGAACUCUGAGGUCAGUGAGGAUAUUAUAGACUCAAUGCAGAAAUUAGUUCUGCGUUCGACUGAUAAAAAAAAUUGUGAUAAUAAUACAAGUGCUCUCAGCUCUUUAAGCUCGUAGUUCGCUUUUUAGGCAUUGUUUUGAACUAGUCAGGUUCAAUGUGACGGUAACUGACCAUUUGUAAGAUGUUUUUAAACCACAGACACAAAAAUUGUGGCUCUGCUGCUGGAACAGAAGGGUACUUUAAGUGCAAUAAAGACGUUUCCGUCUGAAAAUGCAACAGAAAUUCUGAUAGAAACGUCCUUAUUGCAGAUGAAGCAUAAGGGCCCUUUUCUGAUGGAAAGCCACAAUUAGACUUUUAUUGGCCAAUUUACCUAUAGAUCGCGAGUUAGGCGGGGACUGAUGUUCACGAGACUUCUUUAGACGCCUUCCUGAACCACGUUGGGGAUGAAAUAGGAAUCUGGUGCAUUUAAAUCAGUGAUAGAUGGCUCCCUGG